Sinocyclocheilus grahami is the source of this 1695-nucleotide messenger RNA. RefSeq names its product alpha-methylacyl-CoA racemase (gene amacr). The record is from RefSeq and is a predicted model, not a curated record. Lineage: Eukaryota; Metazoa; Chordata; Actinopteri; Cypriniformes; Cyprinidae. Gene Ontology annotation, cellular component: mitochondrion. Bases 76 to 1224 code for a protein of 382 amino acids. Gene Ontology annotation, biological process: bile acid metabolic process. Gene Ontology annotation, molecular function: alpha-methylacyl-CoA racemase activity. The transcript has 6 exons.
ACAAUCCUGUGCGCAUACGUCAUAAACACGCGCCGUGCAGUUUGGUUCGAAGUGCAAAAUUGAAAAGGUUCCAUUAUGGCUCUGGCAGGAGUGCGUGUAAUAGAGCUCGCAGGACUGGCCCCUGCGCCCUUCUGCGGGAUGAUACUGGCGGACUUCGGUGCAAGAGUGAUCCGGAUAGAUCGGACAAAGUUGUCAAUGACUGUAGAUACUCAAGCAAGAGGCAAACAAUCAGUGGCCUUGAAUCUGAAGAACCCCAAAGGUGUCGCUGUUUUGAAAAGACUGUGUGUCCAGUCAGAUGUGGUUCUGGAGCCCUAUCGUAAAGGUGUUAUGGAAAAGAUGGGAUUAGGUCCUGAAGAUUUACUAAAAGAGAACCCGUGCCUGAUUUAUGCUCGACUCACCGGCUACGGUCAGAGCGGAUCCUACGCCAAGGCUGCCGGGCAUGAUAUCAACUACCUGGCCAUGUCAGGGUUGCUGUCCAUGCUGGGCCGUAGCUCAGAGAAACCCUACGCUCCAUUGAAUUUGGUGGCAGACUUUGCUGGAGGAGGUCUCAUGUGUGCAUUUGGGAUUGUGUUGGCUCUCCUGGAAAGAAGCAGGUCAGGACAAGGCCAGAUAAUUGAUGCCAGCAUGGUUGAAGGUGCAGCAUAUGUCGGCUCCUUCAUGUGGAAGUCUCGUAGCCUCGGCCUGUGGAAUCGUCCACGUGGGGAAAACUUGCUGGAUAGUGGCGCUCCAUUCUACGAUACGUACCGUACGUCUGAUGGAAAGUACAUGGCAGUGGGGGCGAUUGAGCCUCAGUUCUAUCAACAGUUUAUUCAAGGUUUGGGCUUAUACGAUGCUGACCUGCCCGCACAAAUGAGUGUAUCGGAUUGGCCGCAGCUCAGGCAAACAUUCACCCGGGUGUUUGCCAGCAAGACGCAGGAGGAGUGGAGUCGAGUUUUUGAUGGGACAGAUGCCUGUGUCACCCCUGUGCUGUCUUUGGAUGAGGUACUCUCUCACCCCCACAACCAGGCACGGGGGUCAUUCUUCAAGGACUCUCAGGGGGAAAUUAGCCCUCAACCUGCACCCGUUCUGUCCCGCUCCCCUGCGGAGCCCUGUCACUCCCGGGACCCCUUCAUCGGAGAGCACACUCGCUCUGUGCUGAAGGAGUACGGGUUUGAGCAAGCGCAAAUAGAACAGCUCUUAUCUGCCGGUAUUGUAGAGUGUAAAGAAGCUAAAGCGCGUCUGUAAAUCAAAGACUCUGACUGGAGAAUCAUUAAACUUUGUGGCCAAUGAUGCAGCGUGGGAAUCUGAGCACUUGAACUCCUCUGUCUUGUUAAGUGAGUGUGAGGGGGCAUUUCAGAACAAAAUUACUCUCCCUUGUGAAUCACUGGGUGCUGCAGUGGAAGUGGACUAAAUGAUCCUAUGCUUUUAUGUUAAGAUGUCCAAAAAAAUUCAACUCUCAUUUGUAAUUGCUGUAGGGAAAGUCAAGUGAGAUUAAAUUAAAGCCUAUUGCAAAUAUUCUGUAUUAAUCUUAACAUCCUUAUUUUUGUCAGCAACAUCAUCAGUCUUUCAAAAAAGAUAUUCAACGUUCACUUAUUUUUUAAGACCGUUUUGAAUUAAUAAUAGUAUUGUUGAGGGCAUUUUAUUUGUAGUUGAUUAAAGUGUACCGCUUUUGGUUGUGAAUUGAAAUACUUGACUAAUAAGCGCCUUCAGCAAGAA